CGGCCGAGCGCGCUACAGUGCGAGGUUCCGGAAGCGACGGGAGCCGGAGUCAGGCACCAGACUUGGACACCUCGGACCGCCCGCAUCCCAGGAGCCCUCGCGAUUCCGAGGUCCUCGCGAGCGUAGCCGGGAGGGCGCACGUGUUGGGAGCAACAUGCCCAAGUCCAAGCGCGACAAGAAGGUGUCCCUGACCAAGACGGCCAAGAAGGGCCUGGAACUCAAGCAGAACCUGAUCGGGGAGCUUCGAAAAUGUGUGGACGUGUACAAAUACCUUUUCAUCUUCUCUGUGGCAAACAUGAGGAACAGCAAAUUGAAGGAUAUCAGGAAUGCAUGGAAGCACAGCAGGAUAUUCUUUGGCAAGAACAAAGUCAUGAUGGUGGCUUUGGGUCGAGGUCCUGCUGAUGAGUAUAAAGACAACCUGCAUCAGGUCAGCAAGAAGCUGAGGGGUGAAGUCGGCCUCUUGUUCACCAACAGAACAAAGAAGGAAGUGAACGAGUGGUUCAGUAAGUAUACCGAGAUGGAUUACGCGCGGGCAGGUAACAAAGCCACCUUCACUGUUGGCCUGGACGCGGGGCCCCUGGAACAGUUCCCCCACUCAAUGGAGCCCCAGCUGAGGCAGCUCGGCCUGCCCACUGCCCUCAAGAAAGGUGUGGUGACCCUGCUCUCUGACUACCAAGUGUGCAAGGAGGGUGAUGUGCUGACCCCUGAGCAGGCCCGAGUCCUGAAGCUGUUUGGGUUCGAAAUGGCCGAGUUCAGAGUUAACAUCAAGUACUUGUGGCAGGCUGAGUCAGGCAAGUUCGAGCACCUAGGGGAGGGCGCAGAGGAGGAGGAUAACGACGACGACAGCUCCUCAAAGGAGUCGGAGGACUCGGAGGAUGACUGAGUGGUGGGCUCAGGCCAGGAUGCCUCCCUUCGCUAUGGGAGCAGAGACUCAUUCUGCAGGACUCUCAGGAGGAAGAGAGGAGCAGCACCCUCAGGACUGUACUUUUACAUGGAAUAAAGCCUUGUCCAUGGACUGGGCAUCCCUGGGGGCAAAGGGAAAGGGUGGCUUCCUGCCGGAGGCCUGCUGCCCCUUCUCUUUGGUUCUCAGCCCCAACUCCACAAGCCCUACAGGUCCCUGGCCUGGUUUCCCAGCUCCACCCUCUCUGCCUUCUCCCAGAUGUCUGGGACAGAAAGUGUCCGAGGGGGGAGAUGGCAGCCCCUGGCACUUGCUGAGCUUCAGGCCCCCACGCAGUAGGGCAGAUGCACACAGAAGGCUCUGCCAGCUGGGGAUAGUCAACCUGGGACCUACAGUCACUCAGAAGAUGGAGUAGACAACGGCCAACUAUAGGAAGCAUUUGUGUCCCAAGUGCGUGUUGAGGACACAGAAGACAGCCAAAGAGUUGCGGGGGAGAAUCCCCAGCAUUGGCCCUCCCGGGCCAGUUGGAGGGGAGCUGUGCUUCAGGUUCUUGUGGCCAACAAGACGGGCUCUGCCAAUCCCAGGCUCGACUUGGGACCCACAAACUUCCCUUUGGGCAGGGGGAGGUUUCUGGCACUUAGAGGGACACAUGUAAGACCAUUAAACAGUUUUCUGUGCGCAAA
Sarcophilus harrisii (Tasmanian devil) is the source of this 1581-nucleotide messenger RNA. It is a transcript of the gene MRTO4, whose product is annotated as MRT4 homolog, ribosome maturation factor. Gene Ontology annotation, cellular component: preribosome, large subunit precursor; nucleolus. The transcript is spliced from 8 exons. The coding region runs from base 155 to 883 and encodes 242 amino acids. NCBI's taxonomy places the organism in Eukaryota, Metazoa, Chordata, Mammalia, Dasyuromorphia, Dasyuridae. The record is from RefSeq and is a predicted model, not a curated record. Gene Ontology annotation, biological process: nuclear-transcribed mRNA catabolic process; ribosomal large subunit biogenesis; ribosomal large subunit assembly. Gene Ontology annotation, molecular function: RNA binding.